Molecule: messenger RNA, 1457 nt
Organism: Panonychus citri (citrus red mite)
Lineage: Eukaryota; Metazoa; Arthropoda; Arachnida; Trombidiformes; Tetranychidae
Product: neuronal acetylcholine receptor subunit alpha-7-like
Biological process (GO): chemical synaptic transmission; signal transduction; regulation of membrane potential
Cellular component (GO): membrane; synapse; neuron projection
Molecular function (GO): extracellular ligand-gated monoatomic ion channel activity; neurotransmitter receptor activity; transmembrane signaling receptor activity
Source: RefSeq, a predicted model, not a curated record
UCCUAAUUGUGAUCGUGAAUCUAAUAACUUUUUACAGUUUAAGUUUCAAGGAUUUAAUUAUGAUUCAUCAACGAGUUAAUUUGUUAAUAAGAUUGAUUUUAUUUGCCUUGUCCAUUUGUACCAUUAAUUGUCAAGAUCGAUAUGCAUCAAUGAAAGCCCUGCGAAGUGAUUUACUAAUGAACUACGAUCCAUACAGUCGCCCAGUUAAAUCACCAUCAACCCCUGUUAAUGUUACCUUUAAAUUAGGUAUUCGUCAGAUAAUUGAUCUGGAUAUCCGAUCUCAAACUAUGCACCUUGAUGGUUACUUGUUUUUGUCAUGGAAAGAUGAGUUUCUCACUUGGGAUCCUGCUAAAUAUUCAGCAAUUAAACGGAUUAAAUUGGAAUCUCAUGAUAUUUGGACUCCCGAUAUCGUUUCUUAUAACAUGGCGAUCGGAGGUGGUUCAUUAAGUAUGGACAGUCAUUCAAUACUGUCCGUGAAUAGUUCUGGUCUAGUUUCACAAGUUUUACCAAGUAAAAUUAUCGUUAAUUGUUACCUUGAUUUAACCGAUUAUCCAUUCGAUGUACAAAAUUGUCUACUUGAAUUCGGCUCAUGGGUUUACGAUGUUAAGGAGCUUUCACUCAAUAAACCCAAAGGUGGAAAACUAUAUUAUGGACCGUAUUUCAGUAAUUCCGAGUGGAAAACUGAACAAAUAUUCGGAGUCGUAUUCACCGAGUAUACAGAUUUCACCAACGUUUCCGUGGCUCGAUUGAAUGUCCAAGUUUCUCGUCGAGUUGAUAUUCACUUUUAUUAUAUUUUCAUUCCCUAUUUAACUGCUUCUCUAUUGGGAUUAAUUGUCUUCGUAUUGCCCAUUGGAUCUUAUUAUCGUCUUGUCUUCGCUCUUCUCGCUCUUUUCAUCUUAAUUAAUCUUCUUCUCUUCCUGGCUUAUAAUCUUGGCUUCCAUUCAUUAGGAGUUCCUUAUGCCAUUCGUUGUAUUAGUAUAAAUAUACUGUUGAUUAGUCUUUCGUUGAUUGUUACCAAUUUAGCAUAUCAAUUGAUCAUGAACUUAAUGUUGACCUGUCCACCGAUUCCAAGUUUCUUGGCCCAUCACCUUGCGAAUCCUUUGUUGGGUAAAAUAUUUUGUAUCAAUGGAGGAGGAAUGGAAACUGAAUCAACUGGAAUGGAUGAAGAAUCAAAUCAAGGCGAACAAUUUACUUCCAAUCAAUUUCGAUCCAGUUCUCAAGCGGCUAUUCGUGAAUGGAUUCGUUUGUUACGAUUAGUUGAUCGUCUUCUAUUCAUAUCAUAUGUUAUGCUCUUAAUUUACCACAGUUAAUUGCUCUUCGCAAAAAUCUAAAAAAAAAAUAACAAUUUCCAUUAGCAUGUUACAUAUAAUAAUCAAACUUAUAUUCUCAAUCAAAUGAUGUACUUUUAAUAAUUUACAAUCUAAUUAAAAUCGUUUUCUACGUUUCUUAAAACUUAA